AUGACAAGAAGAUCCUGGAACUCAUGUCCAACAUCAUCCAGCUGCUGACUGGAGAGGUUGCCAUAAGGACUCAUCAUGUUUCCAUCUAUUUUUCCUUGGACGAGUGGGACUAUAUAAAAGGAAACAGGGACCUUUAUGAGGAAAGAGAGGAGGACCCACAGAAGCUCCGCCCACCGGACAGUGAAUAUGAAGAUAAGAGAGAUAUCACAGCUGAUCUGGGAGGAACAUUAUAUUAUAAUAAUGAGCCAAGCAAGAUUGGGGCUGAAGGAGCAGAUUUUUGUGUUGAAGGAAACAUCUCAAACCCUAAAAAUUCCCCAGUGGAACAACCCCCACCAGCCAAUGGGAUUAAAGAGGAAACGGCUUCAUGUGAAGCGGGAAACCAAUCACAUUGUAGCAUUAAUCAACUUACAGAACAGUUCCAGGGAACAGAUACACCUAUUCCUAUCAUGGGAUGCAGCCUGAAUAACAGCCUGGCAGCUAAUUAUAUGUCAGUUGUUAUUAAAGAGGAAACGGCUUCAUGGGAAGAAGAAAAGCACCUUGCAGAACAAACUCAAUCGACUCUCAAGGGUUGUAGACUGAAUAACAACUUGUUCUCUAAGGAUACAUCAGAUGGAAUUAACGGGGAGUUGGUUUUAUGGCAAAUAGACCAUAAUUACUGCAAGAUAAAUACAAUUUCAGGACAGAUACAGAGAACAGAUAAAAUAGCUGAUAUUAUGGACUGCAGCCUGACUAACAACUCACAAGGUGAUUAUGUAUCAUUUGUUAUUAAGGAGGAAGCAGCUUCAUGCGAAGAGGAUAACCAAUCAGAUUGCAGCAUUAAUCCACUUACAGAACAGAUACAGGAAACAGAUACACCUACUCCUAUCAUGGGAUCCAGCCUCUUAAUAAAGGAUAAUAAAGAUGAUAAAAAUGCAGAGACGUCCCCACAUGGACAACAUUUAACAAAAGAGAUUAUUCAUAAGAAAUAUUGUUGCAGUCAGUGCCACAGACAAUUUCUUCAAAAAAGAGACGUUGUUAGACAUGAAAGAACUCAUACAAGUCAGAUACACGAUUCUCCUCACAGAAAUCUUUAUACUCAUCUUAAUGUUCAUACAGCUAAGAAACCCUUGUCUUGUUCUGAAUGCGAGAAAUGUUUUACCAGAUUAUCAGAUUUUAUUGUCCAUCAACAAAACCACAUGGGAGAAAAUCCUUAUUCUUGCUCUGAAUGUGGGAGAUGUUUCCUAACUAAUGAUCUCCUUGCUCGCCAUCAAAAGACUCACACAGGGGAAAAAACAUUUUCUUGUUCUGAAUGUGAGAAAUGCUUUACCAGAUCAUCAGAACUUACUGACCAUCAACGAACCCACACAGGAGAGAAACCUUAUUCUUGUUCUGAAUGUGGGAAAUGUUUUACCAGAUCAUCAGAACUUACUGACCAUCAACGAACCCACACAGGAGAGAAACCUUAUUCUUGUUCUGAAUGUGGGAAAUGUUUUUUGAAAAAAAUGAACCUUAAAUAUCAUCAGAGAACUCACACAGGGGAGAAACCAUUUCCUUGUUCUGAAUGUGGGAAAUGUUUUGCCAGAUCAUCAGAACUUACUGCCCAUCACAGAACUCACACAGGAGAGAAACCAUUUUCUUGUUCUGAAUGUGGGAAGUGUUAUACCAGUGCAUCAUAUCUUACUAUCCAUCAACGAUCACACACAGGAGAGAAACCUUAUUCUUGUUCUGAAUGUGGGAAAGGUUUUUCAAAUCAAAGGAGCCUAAGAUAUCAUCACAAAGCCCACACGGGAGAGAAACCUUUUUCUUGUUCGCAAUGUGGGAAAAGUUUUUCAAAAAAAUGUAACCGUAACAAUCAUUACAGAACCCACACAGGGAUGAAACCUUUCUCUUGUUCAGAAUGUGGGAAAUGUUUUACCAGUUCAUCAUAUCUUACUGUCCAUCAACGAUCCCAUACUGGAGAGAAACCUUAUUCUUGUUGUGAAUGUGGGAAAUGUUUUACAUGUAACAGUAGUCUUAAAGCACACUUAAAACUGCACAAAGGAGGAAAACCAUAGGUUUUAAUUUGGAAACCUAAGUGGUAAUUUACUUCUUUGGAGCAGUUAUUUCUCUUUCUUGGGUUUAAAGGAUAAAUGAAAAGAAAACUAAUUUUGUAGGCAAUUAUAAGUAAUAUAUGGUGUUGCUUUUA
Xenopus laevis (African clawed frog) is the source of this 2164-nucleotide messenger RNA. Its product is annotated as oocyte zinc finger protein XlCOF22-like. Lineage: Eukaryota; Metazoa; Chordata; Amphibia; Anura; Pipidae. The transcript has 3 exons. The coding region runs from base 24 to 2033 and encodes 669 amino acids. The record is from RefSeq and is a predicted model, not a curated record.